Corticium candelabrum is the source of this 868-nucleotide messenger RNA. RefSeq lists its product as uncharacterized. Bases 1 to 831 code for a protein of 276 amino acids. The transcript has a single exon. The record is from RefSeq and is a predicted model, not a curated record. NCBI's taxonomy places the organism in Eukaryota, Metazoa, Porifera, Homoscleromorpha, Homosclerophorida, Plakinidae.
AUGCUGGCGAUACAUGACACUGUUCAACAAUGUGUUGUCGGUGACCAAGCGACUUGCAGGGCAAUUCGUGCAGCUCGGCGUAGAAGGGUAGCAGAUAUUCCUUCAGCACGCCUCCUAUGGGCGAAAGAGAAUCUUGGUGAUUUCCACUUCGCAUGGGAGUGCCUAAAAGUCAUCUUCCUCAUAUUUUGGGAGUCACAUGAUUUUCCUGGCUCAUUGGCUCAUCUCAGCAAACUGAUCAACCGAAGUGGAGUCACCGCUGCUGCAAAAAAAUUUCAACAAUCCGAUGAGUUCCUCAAACAUGCAUUAGAAGCACAUCUGACUGCAUCCCUCAUCACCUUUCUCAACAUAUCUGCUACCUCAGAUUUCAUUGUACAAGAUGCAACCAUUAUAACGAACCCAUGGCUAAACGAAACAGCAGAGAGAUUCGCCAAUGACGUGCUAGUUAUAGGAACAGAUGAAGAUGACCAUGAUGCAGACAACCUGUAUAAUUUCCAUGGUUUUUUUCUGCGCAUGGCCCUCCUUUAUGAAGAUUUGAGGGAAGCCAUCAAGUACGAAGAUGGCCCAAGAGUUAUCCAACAUUGGCGAAUGUGGUUACUGUACUUCCUCGCAACAAAGAGAAGCAACUACAGCAAUGAAGCAGCAAAUCUCUUAGCCAAUCUGAAGGCUGACUUUUCCAAGAGGCUUGCUUACAUAGUAACUCACAACAGAGCUGUUAAUUCUCUGGGCAUACCUGGUCAUGGGAAAGCAACAGACAUGGCAGUAGAACACCACAAUCUUGUCAUCAAAACAGCUUUACGAUCUUCUGGUGGCAGUAUCACCUCCAUCAUUUAAGAGUAAUAAGCUUAGCAUCUCAGCUAUUACAUGAUGC